CCCCCUCUACAAGUUGGUCGUGAACAGCUACAAGUACCACACUUGACCACCAUACAGCUCAACGCCCCCCGCACCAUCUUCGAAAGCCGCCCAGCAUGUCGAUGGAGAUCGACUCCAUCGCGCUCGAGCAGCGGCCGACCACGAUGGCAACAGUGCUUUGCUACAAUUGUGGCGCACCGAUUGAUGGCACCCAAGCAGCAGGCGCUUUGUGCAAUGACUGCCUGAAGACCACUGUUGAUAUCACAUCCAGUAUCGAGCGAGACGGUAUAUUGCUCAUGUGCAGAGAUUGCGAAAGAUGGCAUUCGCCCCCAGCUACCUGGGUUGUAGCGGCACCUGAGUCUCGAGAACUGCUUGCUCUUUGUUUACGGAAACUGAGAGGUCUACACAAGACAAGGAUCAUUGAUGCGAGCUUCAUUUGGACAGAGCCACAUUCGAGGCGUGUCAAGGUGAAGAUCACAGUACAGCAAGAGGCGAUGCAAGGCACGAUACUGCAGCAAACAUUCGAAGUGGAAUUCACACAGAAUUACAAGCAAUGUCCUGACUGUGCAAAGUCGUACACACACAAUACAUGGCGCGCUGUCGUUCAAGUGCGGCAAAAAGUUUCUCAUAAAAGGACGUUUCUGUACUUGGAGCAGCUUAUCCUCAAACAAGGAGCGCACAACAACACGAUCAACAUCAAAGAGGUACCUAAUGGCAUUGAUUUCUACUUUGCUGAGAGGAAUAGCGCCGAGAAGUUUGUGGAUUUCCUGCAGUCUGUUGUCCCUGUGACGACGAAAAAGGCACAGGAAUUGAUCUCGAUGGACACACACACGAGCGUCAAGAGCUACAAGUUCACAUUUUCCGUCAACCUGGUGCCAAUUUGUAAGGACGAUCUGGUAGCCCUACCACCCAAGCUCGCAAAGUCAAUUGGCAACAUCUCUCCUCUCACGCUUUGCUACCGCAUUGGUACUUCAGUGAAUCUCCUCGACCCCAACACGCUGCAGACGGCAGACCUCAGCACGCCGAUAUACUGGCGAGAACCUUUUUCACCUCUUGCAGCUUCGAAAGACUUGAUCGAGUUCGUGGUGAUGGACAUUGAGCCGACUGGACAACGGCACGGUCGCUUCGAGCUUGCAGAAGCCACGGUUGUCCGUGCAUCCGAUCUUGGUGUCAACGACAACACAUAUCUUAUCCGUACACAUCUCGGCAGUGUGCUGAAUGCAGGCGACAGUGCAAUGGGCUAUCUUCUUUCAGGAACGCAAUUCAAUAACCCGAACUGGGAGGCACUCGAGGAAUCAAAAAAGUACUCUGGCACGAUCCCUGACGUAAUACUGGUCAAGAAGCACUACGAACGUACUAAGAAGAAGAGUGGCAAGGGUCGCAACUGGAAGUUGAGGAGAAUGGCUCGCGAGGAGAGUGAAAUGAAGCCAAGAAAACAAGAUCAGGACCGCGAUGAGAUCGAUUAUGAGCAGUUCUUGCAGGAUCUUGAGCAGGACCCUGAGCUCAGAGGCAACCUCAAUUUGUACAGAAAUAAGGACGCCGCGGCUGCGGCUGCUGCGGCCAGCGAGAUGGAGACUGACGAUGAGGACGAUGACGGUCUCCAGAUACCGAUGGAUCAGCUCAUUGACGAGAUGGAGGACAUGGGAAUGGACGAUGUCAGCGAAGAGGAAAGUGAUGAUGAGUAGCAGAGUUGAGCUCGUACUAAAGGUGUUGCUGUUAUAUCUGAUACUGUCAGUUGGUGGACGUGGACAUUUCUCGACGAGAGAAGUCGCGAACAUGCGUCAUUGAGGUAUAGAGGAGAUUUCUAGAGUACUCAUAGCCCUGUCGCCAUGGGCCGCGCUAUGCAGCUACAAAUAAUGCACUGGGGCGGAUUCAAUGGCUUGCCGAGCUAUCUUGAGCCGAGAUCUCUUCAUCCUAGGAGGUGGCUGGUCACACGAGCAGCUGAGAG
Messenger RNA from Sphaerulina musiva SO2202, 1927 nucleotides. Its product is annotated as NMD3-domain-containing protein. The record is from RefSeq and is a predicted model, not a curated record. Lineage: Eukaryota; Fungi; Ascomycota; Dothideomycetes; Mycosphaerellales; Mycosphaerellaceae. The transcript has a single exon. Gene Ontology annotation, biological process: ribosomal large subunit export from nucleus. The coding region runs from base 96 to 1664 and encodes 522 amino acids. Gene Ontology annotation, molecular function: ribosomal large subunit binding. Gene Ontology annotation, cellular component: cytoplasm; nucleus.